Molecule: messenger RNA, 931 nt
Organism: Brassica oleracea var. oleracea
Lineage: Eukaryota; Viridiplantae; Streptophyta; Magnoliopsida; Brassicales; Brassicaceae
Product: F-box/LRR-repeat protein 13-like
Exons: 3
Coding region: 5-931 (308 amino acids)
Molecular function (GO): protein binding
Source: RefSeq, a predicted model, not a curated record
GUUCAUGGAUGCAGCCAGAGUGAAACCUGCUCGUUCCACCAACCCACCGAGCGAAGUUGAUCGGCUAAGCAGUUUGCCAGAUUGCUUGAUAUUACAGAUAUUCUUAAAUCUUCCGACCAAAGAUGUGGUUCAGACUAGUGCGUUGUCCACCAGAUGGACAACUCUCUGGAAAGACGUUCGUGUGCAUUCUAAGUCUCUGUUGACCUUCAUGCAUGAUGCGGGUUAUCACGAGGAUUAUGAUGAGGAAGAUCGUUUUGUUGAAAUUGAUGCUCCCAUGCUUAAGUAUCUGAGGAUCAGUGAUGAUCGAACUUCAAGUUUCAUAAUAAAGAGUCCACCUUCCGUUGUAGAAGCUGAUAUAGAUACUGUGUUUAACUUGACAUCUGAAAGGAGUCUAGGAAUUGCAAAUGAAGUACAAAAGAGAGCGAUGGUUCGUGAUUUUCUCCUUGGGAUCUCUAAGGUCAAGGAUAUGAGCAUCUCCUCAAGUGCUCUCGAGGUCAUAUAUGAUUACUCAAGAUAUGUACAACUACCGGUAUUUCGUAACCUAUAUACCUUGCGUGUCAGGUUCGACAGCUACAUGUGGGAGAUGUUGCCAGUCUUUCUUGAAGUCUUUGCGAAUCUUAAAACUCUUGUCGUGGGAACUUCUGAAAAUCCCAAGAUGGUGAACCUUAUUGUUAUUGCCAGGCCUUGGAGUCUGUUAUCAUCUCUAGAGUAUGUUGACAUAGAAAGGCCAUUGAGUGGGGAGGCAUUGGAGAUGACACUAGUGGGUUACUUACUCGAGAACUCACCAAACCUCAAGAAACUGUCAUUAAGUUUUCAUGAUUCCCUAAAGAAAGGAGAAUCUGUCCACAAGCUAACAUUAAGCUUAUCUGACAUCUUCAUAGAACUUAACUUUCCGAGACUCUCUAGCUCAUGCCAAAUUAUUGUACGAUGA